Owenia fusiformis is the source of this 564-nucleotide messenger RNA. Lineage: Eukaryota; Metazoa; Annelida; Polychaeta; Sabellida; Oweniidae. The record is from the annotation of a GenBank genome assembly.
CACAUAUGUAUUUUAAGCUAAAGUUUGGAUAGUGCACCUUACUUUGAUAUCAACCGCAUAACGUUGCCAUAAAGAAUUCCCUGGAUUCUUUCCCGCGAUAUUCCUCGAGGGAUGCCCAAAUGCAUACACACGUUUUUUCAUGCUUCUCCUCGUACAUUUUCCUAUGUUCAUUUCUAGGCAGUGGUUACAUAUCUGUUGAUGAGUUCCUUCAUCUGUAUCGCCGCAAAUUACAAGCAGAUGAGGACGAACGUGAGUUGAGGGAGGCAUUCAGAGUCUUAGACAAAAGGAACUGCGGACAGAUCAAUACUGAAGAUCUACGAUGGAUUCUAAAAAGUCUUGGUGAUGAUUUAACACCCGAGGAAAUAGAAGAUAUGAUUAAUGACACAGAUACAGACGGAAGUGGAACUGUAGAUUUUGAAGGUACGUUUGAAUCCCCUGAAUUGUACAGUUCAUUUGUCGUGGUUCAUAGACCGAAUAAAGGAGCACAUUUCAAGAAUAUUCUAGUACAAUCUAGACAUGGUGGUUGAUUAUUAUCACAACUCACUUUAGAUUGGGAGCCCUGGG